Molecule: messenger RNA, 348 nt
Organism: Phytophthora infestans T30-4
Lineage: Eukaryota; Oomycota; Peronosporomycetes; Peronosporales; Peronosporaceae
Exons: 3
Coding region: 1-348 (115 amino acids)
Source: RefSeq, a predicted model, not a curated record
AUGGUUGUGCAUCAAAAGAAGAAGCAGCGUCAACGCUUUCUCAUGUCCAAAUCGACGCACUAUGUUGUGGCAAACACUAUGAAGCACGCUCUGGAAAUAUACAAUAAUGAAUCUCGCUCGGAGCUCAUGUACUUGCUGUCUUUGGCAGAUGCGGUGCUAAGUUUCGAGUCGGAUAACGCCAAUAUUGUGAUGGAAAAGUGCUUCUGCGUGGAAGUCAGAACGUGGAAGAAGAAAAACACUGUCCGCUUGCAGCCCCAAGGUUUCAUUUUUUUCGAGGAGAAUCAAGCUCGAAUGCUUCUAUGGGUGAAGUUUAUUCCGAAGUCCCUCAACGGCGUCGUCGUCGAUUGA